Molecule: messenger RNA, 576 nt
Organism: Alligator sinensis (Chinese alligator)
Lineage: Eukaryota; Metazoa; Chordata; Crocodylia; Alligatoridae
Gene: HOXD12
Product: homeobox D12
Exons: 2
Coding region: 1-429 (142 amino acids)
Biological process (GO): regulation of DNA-templated transcription
Molecular function (GO): sequence-specific double-stranded DNA binding; DNA-binding transcription factor activity, RNA polymerase II-specific
Source: RefSeq, a predicted model, not a curated record
AUGUGCGAGCGCGGUCUGUGCAGGUCGGGCUACGUGGGCUCCCUCCUCAACCUGCCGGCUCCGGACUCCUUCCACUUCCCCAGCCUGCGGGCCAAUGGAGGCCAGCUGGCUGCUCUGCCCUCCCUGCCCUACCCGCGGAGCUCGCUGCCCUGGACCUGCCCGUGCACGUGCGCAGCCCAGCCCCAGCCCCGCUCGGCGUGGUGCCCCGGCCCGGGCCGCGGGCGCAAGAAGCGGAAGCCCUACACCAAGCAGCAGAUCGCGGAGCUGGAGAGCGAGUUCCUCCUCAGCGAGUUCAUCAACCGGCAGAAGCGCAAGGAGCUCUCGCACAGGCUCCGCCUCAGCGACCAGCAGGUCAAGAUCUGGUUCCAGAACCGGCGCAUGAAGAAGAAGCGCGUGGUGAUGCGGGAGCAGGCGCUGGCGCUCUACUAGCGCGGCCCGGGGCCCACGCACGGGGCCGGGGCUCUCCACGCCGGCCCUGCCCUGGGCCUCGCUCACACGAGGGGCUGAACUGCGGGCGGCCCCUGUCUGUAAGCCCCGUUUUGCAGGAAACGAGCAGAUCAAUAAAGGAGCCUUGCU